AUGAUAUUUGAAGUUUCAUUCUAUGAAAUGCAUUCUCCACACAUCUCUAAACUAAAAUUAGAAAAAACAUUCCACUUAUAAAUAAAUACAUAAGUUUAUAUCCUGGUAGAUCUUUCAAGAAUAUAUUCAAUACAAAUUAGCCCAAGUGGACUCACUUUAAUUAGCUUAUAUGCAAGGAAGGCAGCGGUGGAUAGCAUAGAAUAACUUGCUUAUGUCAAUGAUGCGGUAUUUAGAACUAAAUAGAAAAUUGCCCUUUAAUUGUUCCAUAUAUUGAAAAAAUCGUUAGACAUAUAUAAUUUUAUGUAAAACAAUUAGAAAUUUAUAUAGAAAGAGUGAUCACAAAAAAUAAACAAAGAAUUAGAAGUGAUGGGCAUUAAGAGAGUAAAGGAAUUCAGAUAUUUUAGAAUUUGGAUAGAUAUAAAUGGUAGCUGAUCGCUGCAUCACAAAAAGACCAAAUCAUGAUUUGCAAGACAAGCAGGAAGAAGUAGAGGUAUUCAACAAUUCUAUCAAUGAAACAUCAAGUAAAACUGUGGAAAUUUACAUUAAACCAUAUUUUGAUUAUCUCAAUAACUCGAUUUGUUUGAAAGACAGAGACAGAUAUGCAUAAAAAAUGGCAAAACCUCCUAAAAACACUAAAGGGUCUGUGAUAUGGUAAUUGCUACCCCUUUCGUAAAAACUCAAUUUGGUAAACUGGAAUUUAAUCCAAAAUGUGAAUUGA
Paramecium sonneborni is the source of this 718-nucleotide messenger RNA. The record is from the annotation of a GenBank genome assembly. Lineage: Eukaryota; Ciliophora; Oligohymenophorea; Peniculida; Parameciidae.